UGAAUGUGGAUUUAAUAAGCUGCAAGCCGUGUAUAUGUGGAGCCAUAAUGGCGGCUUCAGGGUUUUAGUUUCGUAGCUGAUAGUUGCUAGUCUUUGCCCCGCCCACUUAGUAGACACGUGUGUUUUAAGUUUGCAGCAUGGCUUCAUUGGCUAAGAAAAGGGCAGUAGGUUUUGGUGAAAAACCCGAGGAAAGUGACAACAGCUCCGAUGAGAAUCCAGAGGAGGAAGACGAUUCCGGAGAAGAGGACAGUGAGGCGUCAGAUGAGGAAAUUAAUGAGGAGGUCGUUGUAGACUUUGAAGCUCACACCAUCUCAGACAAUGACUUCAACGGCAUAAAGAAGCUGCUGCAGCAGCUUUUCUUAAAAGCUCAUGUGAAUACAUCAGAGAUGACAGACAUCAUCAUCCAACAAAAUCAUGUUGGAAGUGUCGUCAAGCAAGCUGAGGUGCCCGAAGACAGCGACGAUGAUGACGACCCAGAUGAAGUGUUUGGCUUCAUCACCAUGCUCAACCUCACAGAGAGAAAGGGUGUACAAUGUGUGGAGGAGGUGAAGGAGCUGAUUGUGGAUCAGUGUGAGAAGAAUGCUUCUCAUAUUGUGACAGAACAGCUGGAGAAGAUCUUUAAUGAUAACAGCAAGCCUGUGGGGCUGCUGCUAAGUGAGCGCUUCAUCAAUGUGCCUCCACAGAUUGCCCUUCCACUGCACAAACAGCUCCAGGAAGAAAUCGCUGAAGCUCAGAGGACAAAUAAGCCCAGUGGGAGGUGCCACUACUGCCUGAUUAUCAGCAAGACCUGUAGAGAAGAGACCAAGAGCAUCCCAGCCACAGGAGGAGCUCCCAAAGAGGAAUACAUGUUUGUCAAUGCAGAGGAGGAAUUCUUUUAUGAGCAAGCCAUCUUGAAGUUCCACUACACAGUCCAAGAAGAGGCGGAUUCCUGUUUAAGUGGGAGGUGGUCAUUUACGGAUGUGCCCAUGAAGCCUUUUAGGACUGUGAUGCUGAUACCCACAGACAGAAUGCCUGCCAUCAUGGAGAAACUCAAAGAAUAUCUAUCAGUGUGACCUUCACAAUAAACCAAGACACCUAUGGACACAGUGACAGCUUUCAAGCUUCUGAAAAACAUUCAGUAUAUUCAAUUUUUGUACAGUUGGCUGUAGGAAUGCGUGUAUUCAUAUUUAGAAUAUGUAGGGCGAUAGUUUACCCAUUUUUAGAAAUUUUAAAGACAGUUUGUACAAAUUGUAAAGACAUAGGGAAUAAUCACAUACUUGAAUACUGGAAGAAACUACAUGCAACUGCAUAUCAAAGGUGUUUAUAGGAAGACUUCAAAAUGAGAUGAGUUUGGUGUUAAGUUGUGGUAAACAGAAGAAUGGGAGUAAUGGCUACAGAGCAAAUGAGUGGUAUUGUAACACUGUAGGUAUGUGGUUUUUAACAUUCAGCUACGUGUUUCAUCCCUUCAAGAGCAGACUUUCCUUGAUGUACAUUCUUAGAUAAAUGGGCAAAGCACAGUUAUUCUGAGCAAGUUGUUUCAUACGUAUUUCAGCUUUAAAAUCAGAUCCUUGGAUGUGAAGGUAUACUGGAUAUAUACUGCAUAAUAGGGAAGUACAUAGGAGACAAAUUACUUUUUACUCGAACAUAUUUUUUUUUGCCUGUGAGGUAUAUCAAAUGACAGUGCGCAUAAAGUCCACACCUAAGCAGUGUUGCGGAAAACCCCCUCACUCAUUGUUUUUAGAUCACAACUAUUAAACUGCAAACUUUUCUAUAUUUACAGCACAGACAUCUUUGCCUUCUCAGCACUGUAAGCACAUUGGGUAGUACACAUGAGUAAUUUAAUGUAAUAAAUUAAGCUUUACUGUAUUAAUUAUACAAAUGUCUUACAAGCAUUCAUGCAUUUGCAGUCUAAAUUUGUGAUUUUUCAGUUUACUGAAUCAUACAUCUGUCAUACGUCUGUGUCACUGCUGCACAGCCACUGUUCACGUCACCACUUGUUGUUGCAGCUUCCUGUUUCUUCUCUUUGCGGUUUUUGGAUCCAUGUGGGUCCAACAUGUCUUGCAGUAUAUCUUUGCUUUCGCUAGGGGGCAGAUUGUAGAAGAAGUACAGUGGUGCAAUUUCAAUGAACCUAAAAGAGAAAUUUGAAAACCAAUAUUAAAUGUAAAACAUUUGUGUCAACACAAGAUAUUGUGUAGAUAAAGAGAUUAAAAAUAUUCAAAUUAAAAUGAGA
This is a messenger RNA of Haplochromis burtoni (Burton's mouthbrooder), 2209 nucleotides long. RefSeq names its product BRCA2 and CDKN1A interacting protein. The transcript has 7 exons. Bases 138 to 1052 code for a protein of 304 amino acids. Gene Ontology annotation, cellular component: nucleus. The record is from RefSeq and is a predicted model, not a curated record. NCBI's taxonomy places the organism in Eukaryota, Metazoa, Chordata, Actinopteri, Cichliformes, Cichlidae.